Molecule: messenger RNA, 237 nt
Organism: Epithele typhae
Lineage: Eukaryota; Fungi; Basidiomycota; Agaricomycetes; Polyporales; Epitheliaceae
Exons: 4
Coding region: 1-237 (78 amino acids)
Cellular component (GO): cytoplasm
Source: RefSeq, a predicted model, not a curated record
AUGGCCAACCCAGGAAACGUUGCACGCGGCCUCAAGGGCGCCAUCUCCAAUCCGAACACUUCCGACGACACCCGCGAGCGCGUCCAGAACCGCCUCAACGAGAUGUACGAGCGCGGCGAGCUCGACAGCCCGGAGGCGCACGCCGCCCAGGUCGAGCGGGGCCACAAGGCGGCGAUCUCUAACACGCACAACAGCGAAGAGAGCAAGCAGCGCUCUCAGAAGGCGCUCGACGGAUGA